AUGGAAAGGUUGGUGCUUGUGACAUUUUCUCUGCUAAUCUUUGCUUCUGUGGCGGCAGCUGAUUACGUGCGACCAAAACCUCGUCAAGCCUUGCAGUUUCCAUGGAAACAAAAGUCUUCUUAUUCUCAACCCGAGCAGGUGCAUAUAUCAUUGGCUGGAGACAAACAUAUGCGAGUGAGUUGGGUUACAAACGACAAGUCCUCUCCUUCGUUUGUUGAAUACGGAACAUCUCCAGGGAAAUACUCAUUUCUUGGUCAAGGAGAGAGCACAUCUUACAGCUAUAUAUUCUACAGAUCAGGGAAGAUACAUCAUACAGUAAUCGGGCCGUUGGAAGCGGAUACAGUUUAUUACUACCGUUGCGGUGGAGGAGGACCUGAGUUCCAUCUGAAGACACCACCAGCUGCGUUCCCGGUUACUUUCGCGGUGGCUGGUGAUCUUGGGCAGACCGGUUGGACCAAGUCGACGCUAGAUCAUAUCGAUCGAUGCAAGUACGCGGUGCAUCUACUCCCCGGGGAUCUUUCUUAUGCGGACUAUAUGCAGCACAAGUGGGACUCUUUUGGGGAGCUUGUUCAGCCUCUGGCUAGUGUAAGGCCAUGGAUGGUGACUCAAGGAAACCAUGAGAAAGAGAGUAUUCCUUUUGUUGUGGAUGAGUUUGUGUCUUACAACUCGAGGUGGAAGAUGCCGUAUGAGGAGAGUGGAUCAAAGUCUAAUCUUUAUUACUCUUUUGAGGUUUCUGGUGUCCAUGUGAUCAUGCUCGGCUCGUACACGGAUUACGAUCGGUCCUCAGAUCAAUACAAUUGGUUAAAGGCUGAUCUGUCAAAGGUGGACCGAGAAAAGACUCCGUGGCUAAUAGUGCUCUUCCAUGUACCGUGGUAUAAUAGUAACGACGCUCAUCAACGUGAAGGUGAUGGGAUGAUGGCUGAAAUGGAGCCUUUGCUUUAUGCGAGCGGUGUAGAUAUUGUAUUUACUGGACAUGUUCAUGCUUAUGAACGCACGAAACGUGUCAACAACGGUAAAUCAGAUCCUUGUGGUCCUAUUCACAUAACUAUAGGCGAUGGAGGAAACAGAGAAGGGCUAGCUCGCAAGUACAAAGAUCCGUCACCAGAGUGGUCAGUUUUCAGGGAAGCAAGCUUUGGACAUGGCGAACUUAACAUGGUGAAUUCAACACAUGCUCACUGGACCUGGCAUAGGAACGAUGACGACGAGCCAACGAGGUCUGAUGAGGUUUGGUUAACCUCUCUUGUGAGCUCGGGAUGUUGGACUCAGAAGAAAUGGCAUAAAGAACUCAGGACAAUGCUCAUGGGACCUUGA
Molecule: messenger RNA, 1311 nt
Organism: Microthlaspi erraticum
Lineage: Eukaryota; Viridiplantae; Streptophyta; Magnoliopsida; Brassicales; Brassicaceae
Source: the annotation of a GenBank genome assembly